Molecule: messenger RNA, 942 nt
Organism: Verruconis gallopava
Lineage: Eukaryota; Fungi; Ascomycota; Dothideomycetes; Venturiales; Sympoventuriaceae
Exons: 2
Coding region: 1-942 (313 amino acids)
Source: RefSeq, a predicted model, not a curated record
AUGCAGUAUGAGCAAAAACUCAACCAGCUCAAUAACGACCAUGCGGAGGAGUUGGCCCGCGAGAGACAAGAGAACGAAGGAAAGCUUUCUCAACUUAUUAAAUCAAAUGAAAAAGCCAAGAAGAAAUUCGAAAGUGAAGUUAUGGCUAUGCAAAGAGCCGUCUAUGCGCGAGACAACUUCACACCAGUUUCUGACAGAGAAUUAGGUGAAAAUUUUGAAUCAUUAUCCCAUGACAUCAAGCAUUUGGCCAUGAGGACGUGGAAAUCUGAUCAAAGGAUCUGGUCGCAUGAGAUCGUCAAACGUGUGGCAUCACAUCCCAUACUUAUGAGAAGGGAGUUACUGCAGGAUUCAAUAUGGUGGAUCCUGUACGAGAUGAUAUUUUGUUCUCCGUUCCGGAUUUUCGGCGAGGAAGGGCGGCUCCUGGAGAAGCAAUGGAGUGAUUCAUUCGAGAGAGGUACCGAGUCAGAUGAUGGAACAUUCUCCUGGCCGUCACCAACUCUUCAAACUGAACGAUGGAGAUACGAGACUGUGAAGCAAUGCCACGCAGCUCUGAAGGAGCCAACUUCAGAGCUCGAUCCACGAGCUCGAGUGAAGAAGGGAUUCAAGGAAGCAAGGGAUUCCGUUAUUGCGGCAAUCGAAGAUGCAAUUAUGGACGUUGCAAAGAUCGAUGAACGCGUCACUUCGGAUAUCGAAAGAUUGGUGAAAAAGGCGAUUAACAUAUGGUUGGAAUGUGGAAUUCAAAGAUGCAGGAUAGUGAUCUCUAUGCCCUCAAGUGGACGCAACUCUGAAGAGCAAAAAUUAAAGCUUGUUAAUGGACCUGGACUUGACCUGGUAUUGGCACCACUUGUGACGCGGUACGGGACUGGCGAUGGCCUCGAUUUGAAGAAAAUAUCCAUUGUAUCCGGCUGUACUUCUGAGGUUCAGAGGUAUCCAAACAAGUAG